AUGUCAGAGUCAGUUGGCAGCACUAACGAGUCCCCUAUUACAUCGUCGACCAAGUCGUUCUUCCUUUUUUCAUUGACGGAGACGUGCAACAAAGCGAAGGACUGCGUUACGUUGACGACUAAGAUGAAUUGUCGAGACAAAUGGGUCAAGAAAGUUUUUCAUCGUCAAAAAGACGGGAUGAAGACAGCGAAACCGCUGGAGCAGAAACACAAGCACAACUUUUUUCAACGAACUAUCGAGAAUCUGGUGCAUCACCACAUUAAAGCGGACAAUGACAAGAAGAGCGUGUGGGAUGAGCACAGCUACAAGGAAGAGCUAGAGAUGUACAUUGCCGAAUCGUCAGCAGACCUGUGCAACGACGACAAUGAACCACUAGAUGGCUCGGAUGACGAUACCUCGGAAGAGGAAUUUGAUUCCAUGUCCAUUUGUCCGCGUAAUGCUGAAAUUAUUGACUUUGCGUCAGUGAUCACAUCGAUACCAUUGGACAAGACUGAAGAAUUUGUAGUUCCACCUGUGGAGGUUCCUUAUAAAUACCGUCGACAGGAUUCCAAGGGUGGUGUCUUGGUAGCUGGACGGUAUGUGUUGUUUACAAAUUGGGCUUUUAAAAGGCAAAUGCAUCACAUGGGCCGUCUUGGCUCACUUCCCGAACUUGGUGACGUCCGACUUCACUCCGUUGAACAGGUCUCGAUCGAAUUGUAUACAGAAAAACUUGUGGAGCUAUAA
Molecule: messenger RNA, 723 nt
Organism: Peronospora farinosa
Lineage: Eukaryota; Oomycota; Peronosporomycetes; Peronosporales; Peronosporaceae
Source: the annotation of a GenBank genome assembly